UUGCGAUUUCUAGUGUCUGCAGUCACAUGGCAGAGUCACAUGGUAGAGUCAAGAUGGCUGCAGUGAGAGAAGAGCAGUUUGCAGCUCUGCAGAUCUUAUUGAAGGCUUCCUCAAAGGACGUAGUUAGACAACUAUGCCAAGAGUGCUUUUCUAGCUCAACAAGAGGCUCAAGCAAAUUGAUUGACAGCACCUGUUCCAAUCUGUCUGUGACAUCAGAAGAAGCAGCUCAACUGGUCUGCUGUUUGCACAACCUCACCAGGCACGUUGUGUAUCGGGGCCUGUCAUCUGCGGAAGAAAUUCUCUCUCUUUUCCCACAGAACUUCCACCAGAGUCUAAAAAACCUCCUGACCAAGAUAAUUUUGGAAAAUGUCUCCGUCUGGAGGAGUGAAGCACAAUCAAGUCAGAUCUCCCUGCCUCGGCUGGUUGAUAUGGACUGGAGAGUGGACAUCAAGACGUCCUCGGACAGCAUCGGCAGAAUGGCAGUCCCCACCUGCCUGCUACAGUUGAAGAUUCAGGAAGAUGCUGCCUUGUGUGGGGAUAGCCCUGUGAUCUCUUCAGUGACUGUGGAGCUGAAUAAAGAAACCCUAGACACUAUGUUAGAUGGUCUGGGAAGGAUCCGAGAUCAACUCUCUGCUGUAGCAAACAAAUGAAUGCCUGGGAUGUGAAUUUCACCUGCCAUUUGUACCUGGAAAGGAACUCUCCUCUAUUACAAAUAGAGCUCUGAUAUCUUACAGACUGGUAUCUCUCUCUUUCUCUACCAAUCAAAAUUUAAAAAUUGUUUGAUUUUUUUUUUUUUUGUGGGGGGUGGGGAAGGGGGAGGUAAUAACACAGCUUUCCAAAAGCAGAUGCUUCAAGGUGCACUUGCUCUGGUGCCAAAAGUAUUUUCCUAAUGUUGUUGAACAAAAACUGGUCUCCCAUUCAGAGAAGGAUUUAAGGACUCAGAGCCUGACUUAAUCGCAAGGGUUGUAAUGGGAAAUAGCAGCAGCCAGUGGAGCGAACGCUGUUUCCCUGCCCUGAGAUUAGGGACGAAAAGACUGAGGCUAGCUGAUGGGCUGGCUUCCAGCAUUACCAGACAACAAGAGUGCUUCUCUCUCGAAGCUGUGUGUACUGAGGUGCAUGCUGUACGUAUCUCUCUCUCCCUCUCAAUGAGGCAUAGCUAGGCUACAGAUUGUUAUUAUAGGAUAAUGUUUUGAAAUAGGACAAUUAUUCUGCAGUGCAUUCCCUUCUGAUUGACUCCAUAUUACUAUUUGCAAAAUGACUAGUCUGAGCAGCUCACUGUAAGUAACUGGGUUGGAACAUCUGUAGUAGCAAGUAAUUUCCUCCUUCUGGCUGAAAAGAAAAGGGGGUUGGGUUUUGCUCACUUAUGUUGGGUUUAAUAGUCUUAGGCCUUGUCUUCCCUGCAGAACGAAAAAAGGUGUGAAGAGAAAUUUAGAUGAUAAAGAAUCAAUAGCAACUGUGUGUACCACAGCUGGUGUCUGUACCCGCAAAAGGCCAAGUUACAUCUUCAUGUAAAAUGAAUCUUUUUAAUAAAAGAAAAAAAUAAACUGUUA
Molecule: messenger RNA, 1550 nt
Organism: Caretta caretta (loggerhead turtle)
Lineage: Eukaryota; Metazoa; Chordata; Testudines; Cheloniidae
Gene: COMMD9
Product: COMM domain containing 9
Source: RefSeq, a predicted model, not a curated record